Entelurus aequoreus (snake pipefish) is the source of this 2878-nucleotide messenger RNA. RefSeq names its product regulator of G-protein signaling 17-like. The transcript is spliced from 6 exons. The coding region runs from base 308 to 1015 and encodes 235 amino acids. The record is from RefSeq and is a predicted model, not a curated record. NCBI's taxonomy places the organism in Eukaryota, Metazoa, Chordata, Actinopteri, Syngnathiformes, Syngnathidae.
CCCCCGAGCAGGAGGAGGAAGAGGAGAACGACGACUCCUUCUUCUCCUUCUUCUUCUUCCCCUUCGGACGCGACGGAAAAAGACGCGACGUUGACUCCGAGAAGAAAGGAAUUAAAGGAAAGGGAAGAGCAGGGGGAAAAAAAAAGAAAGGCGGAUGUGCCUCCGAACGCGCGGCGGAUGUCGUCCUCCGGACUUCCUUCAUGCUAACAUUAAGAGGUCCGAGACCAAAAGGGGGAUGACAUGCAUGUGUCCAGCCUACUAACAUCGCUGACGACUCGCUCGCUAACCGACUGUCCGCCAUCACGACAUGACGGACAUACUGUACACUGGUCCCAUCCCGGCUGAGCGAGGGGAGGGCGAGCUGGCCAUGGUUGUGGGUCGGGGCGAGGCCUCGCCGCUGAGCGGGCCGCCGGAGCGAGGCUUGAUCGCCACCCAGAACUCCCAGCGACCGAGUGCCUGCUGCUUCUGCUGGUGCUGCUGCUGCAGCUGCUCGUGUCUCACCGUCAGGAAUGAAGACGAGAGGAGGCGGCGUAGGAGGAAGAGGAAAUCGCAAGACACCAAGAUGGAAACCAUACCAAACUGUGAAGCUUGCACCAAGCCCUCCUCGGAAGAGAUGCGCCUCUGGUCUCAGUCCUUCGACAAGCUGAUGAGGAACCCGGCGGGUCGCAACGUUUUCCGUGAGUUCCUGCGCACCGAGUACAGCGAGGAGAACAUGCUGUUCUGGCUGGCGUGUGAAGACCUCAAGCAGGAGAUGAACAAGAGUUGCGUGGAGGAGAAGGUGCGCUCCAUCUAUGAGGACUACAUCUCCAUACUGUCGCCCAAAGAGGUGAGUCUGGACGCUCGCGUGCGGGAGGUGAUCAACAAGAAGAUCCACGACCCCGCGCCCCACACCUUCGAGGACGCCCAGUUGCAGAUCUACACGCUGAUGCACAGGGACUCCUACCCGCGAUUCCUCUCCUCCAACAUCUACAGGUCACUCAUCCACGACAGCUCGCGCACUUCGUCCGAGUCCUAAUCCCGCGCCACUUGUGUGGUUUCCCCACCCUAAACCAAGCCAGCAGGAAACGUUUUUUGUGUUCUGUUGCCGUUACUCUCGUUUUGUCGGAACUUAGGGGGGAAAGGAAUGCGAUUUGUGUCAUUCGGAGUUGAAUCUGCGUUAUUGAUCAUGAUUCAUUUUCAACAUGCGAUCAAAUAUGCUUCUUUACUAGGGAUGUCCGAUAAUGGCUUUUUGCCGAUAUCCGAUAUGCCGAUAUUGUCCAACUCUUUAAUUACCAAUAUCAACCGAUAUAUACAGUCGUGGAAUUAACACACUAUUAUGCCUAAUUUGGACAACCAGGUAUGGUGAAGAUAAGGUACUUUUUUUUUUAAAUGAAUAAAAUAAAAUAAAAUAAUAUAAAUAAAUUAAAAACAUUUUCUUGAAUAAAAAAGAAAGUAAAACAAUAUAAAAACAGUUACAUAGAAACUAGUAAUUAAUGAAAAUUUGUCAAAUUAACUGUUAAAGGUUAGUACUAUUAGUGGACCAGCAGCACGCACAAUCAUGUGUGCUUACGGACUGUAUCCCUUGCAGACUGUAUUGAUAUAUAUUGAUAUAUAAUGUAGGAACCAGAAUAUUAAUAACAGAAAGAAACAACCCUUUUGUGUGAAUGAGUGUAAAUGGGGGAGGGAGGUUUUUUGGGUUGGUGCACUAAUUGUAAGUGUAUCUUGUGUUUUUUAUGUGGAUUUAAUUUUAAAAAAAACAAUACUGAUAAUAAAAAAAACCGAUACCGAUAAUUUCCGAUGUUACAUUUUAACGCAUUUAUCGGCCGAUAAUAUCGGCAGACCGAUAUUAUCGGACAUCUCUAUUCUUCACCAUACAUUUUUUUUUAGCGACUACAGAAAACUUUAAUGGUUAAAUACAACAGUGACUCAAUGAUGCCCCCUGUGGAAUAAAGCGGUAUUGCAAGAGAACAACCACCCUUAAGGAGUUAAACAUACAAAAAAAAAACAUUAAAUCAGGACAUCAGAAUAUUAUAUUACUAUCCAAUUUAUUUAUAACUUUUAAAAAAAGAUACUAUUUGUUUUAAUUUUGCACCAAUCAAAGACAACUUUUUUUCUCCACGCCCUCAUUUUUUUUUUUUUUUUUACCGUCCAGCCAAUUGCCUUUUAGAGCCAACGGCAGGAGGGCAUACCUGACUCCGCCCACCUGCAUGCCACACAUUUGCCUUAUAUGGGCAUGCUUCCUCUCCCUGCCAACUGGAAAGCACACUGAGCUUGACUACUGAUUUACAAACUUCAACAAGACUUCUUUUGUUCUUGGAUUUUUUUAAAUAUAUAUUUUUUCCCCCCCUCCUCUCCCUUAAUAGCGACAUUUAAAUGUACCGGUACUCACACUUUUUUUCUCCUUUGGGGAGUUUUCUUUUCCAUGCAAAAAAAAAAAAAAGGAUCUUUGAUGGACUGAAGUGAUCCAACACAUGAUGCAACACACACACACUGCAAUAAACAACUGGAGUCAGCACACACACACACACACACACACACACUAUUUGUAUCACCAUACUUGAGGGCCUAAGACUUUAUUUUUAAUAACAGCGUUUAGUUUUUGUAUAACAAAGAAUAGCAAUGUAAUACAGUAUUUAUGUCGCUAUUCUUUGUACUUUUAAUGGAAGUCCAAACUGUUCAGUAUGGUGAUACACACACACUCACACACCAGGGUGACCCCCCCCCCCUCUGGUUGCUGCUGCUGACCUCUGUGACUUCUCACCUUUGACCUCACCACUGUUGUCGGCGGCCGCUGUGCUUGACUGUGGUCGGUGCAUGGAGGAAGGGGGCGGGCGGGAGGAAAGCUUUUUCUCUUGUGUAAAAAAAAAGUGAAAAGUACAAAAAAAGUCAAGACGAUGUA